This is a messenger RNA of Moesziomyces aphidis, 627 nucleotides long. The record is from the annotation of a GenBank genome assembly. NCBI's taxonomy places the organism in Eukaryota, Fungi, Basidiomycota, Ustilaginomycetes, Ustilaginales, Ustilaginaceae.
AUGUUUGUGCAGUACUCACGCCAGCCUUCAUCUGCGGCUCUUCGGCGGUUGCAAGGUGCUUGCCGCGAGUCCGGCCAGAUGAAGGCUCGGACGCCGCACAAGGACCACCGAUGGUCUUUGCCCAACGUGGCCGUUUCCAGCAAGACGACAUCAAACAGCAACGACUGCACUCGUCCCCGCUCGAGCUCAGUGCUUCGGUCGAAACGGCCUAGCCGGAGGACGGCGAGCGCUGAGAUCCGCCUUGAAUUGAUGGCUGCUGCGACACGAGCGUCAUCGAGCACUGGCGGAGUUCCAAUCGAAGCCGUCGGCAGUGCGACCAAGUCCGACCGGACCUUGGCGUUGGCAGCGAAGAACCAGCGCUUCACUACGCCGGCAAUCUCUAACGACGAUCGAAAGGUUCUCCAGCAAGACCCUGUCGCCACGCGGGUUGGCUCGGUACCAGUGGCCCUCAAGGCCAUUCUCAGGGUAGGGUCGCAGCAGCAGCGCGAGAAGCUCGAAGACACAGAUGUCCCGGGAGUGGCGAGGGUCGCGGAAGAGUGCAUCGGGAUCGGGGCGCAAAAGCUGGCAUCGCCGAUGACCACCGUUUCCCGCGCCGUCCAAGAUCGCUUGAGACACACACCUGCCUGA